CUCGUUUCACGUUACUGAGAGCGAUUUGCGAGCUGCACAACCGAGUGAAGGUUGUCGGUUAAAUGAAACAAGCGGUUACAUGGUUAACCUAAUUGGUACAACACUUCGUACUUUAUCUUGAGCUUCACCGUGGUGCUAGUUGUGGCAAUACCUUGAACGCCUUCCAGCAACUCGCCUACGGACCUAUAAAAAGAGCCUAGAACUUGUCGCGUAGCAUGUGUCCUGAAGAAUACGGAGCAGAAGAAUGAACGCUAUCUACAGUGUAUUCCUGCUGGUGGUGUCGGUGCUUGCGGUUCAGGCGGAGGUAACGGCCGUACGGGAUGCCCGUUGCCCUCGUGUCGAUGAUCCGGAGAAGACGAUCCACUUGGCACACCCGACGGACUGCAAUCGGUUUCUCGUGUGCUCGGCUGGCAGGGCGUACGAGAUGCGCUGCCCCGAGGGUCUGGAGUACGAUCUAGAGCAACUGAGCUGUGACUAUGACUACAAUGUACGCUGCUCAGUCGAAGGUCGCCAGCAGAUGGCCAAGAAUCAGAUAAUAGGCAAGGAUGAGUCAAUGGGACAGGCAACAUUCGAUCGCCCCAGCUGGGCGAACCGUGAGGAGACCUACAUGGCGGUGCCGGAGGUACCGAAACAGUACAAACCAGCUGUCAGCGUUGUCGAUGCCCGCUGUCCCCGUACCGAUGAUCCGAGGAAACCAAUCCAUCUCCCUCGCACUGGUAAUUGCGCCAAGUUCAUGAAGUGCUUCGGUGGCCGAGCCUACGAGAUGGACUGUCCGGCUGGUCUGGAGUUUGAUGUGAAGAAUGGGCGCUGUGAAUAUCCUGCUUUGGCCGGUUGCGGUCGAAUGUGAAAAGUUUUCCAACAGCGACAUAAUUACCCAUUAACAGUAAGCCCGAAAAGUAUUAAAAUCGAAUAAAGAAGGUUUUCUCGUGCUACAAGCG
Anopheles aquasalis is the source of this 938-nucleotide messenger RNA. Its product is annotated as peritrophin-1. The record is from RefSeq and is a predicted model, not a curated record. Lineage: Eukaryota; Metazoa; Arthropoda; Insecta; Diptera; Culicidae. Gene Ontology annotation, molecular function: chitin binding. Gene Ontology annotation, cellular component: extracellular region.